Prosopis cineraria is the source of this 2873-nucleotide messenger RNA. Its product is annotated as ycf20-like protein. NCBI's taxonomy places the organism in Eukaryota, Viridiplantae, Streptophyta, Magnoliopsida, Fabales, Fabaceae. Bases 896 to 1474 code for a protein of 192 amino acids. The transcript is spliced from 5 exons. The record is from RefSeq and is a predicted model, not a curated record.
UGCUGACGCGUCCUUCUCCUUCACAAAUCACACUCGCAGAGUAACAAUUCACUCCUUGUCUCCAUUGUCUGUUUCCUAAAUCCUAAACGUCGAAGAACUCUGCUCUGUAGCCCUCGCCUUCGUCUUCUCCUUCAGAUCGUCGCCAGCGCCGUUCCUGUCAUGCAGAAGUGCAGAUCGUGGAAGCUAGCACCUCGCGCCUGAGGGCGAGCUCGAACCUUGAAAUCUGUUCGAUCUCCGGUCUCCACACUCCAGACUCCAGUUGCUGUCCAGAUCGUCUCUUGAUCGUCUUUCGUCUCCUGUUCGAAUUUUGAACCCAGUCCCAAAUCACCAUUCGAAUAGAAGGUACUUCGACUGAGCGACGGAGCUUGAGUGCUUGACAAUCGCUCGACUGUGUGUGACGAGCUUGACGAUCGUUGUUUGACUGUGCUGCGUGUGACUAGCAGAGUGUAUGCAUCUCUCCUUCUCAGUUUGUGACCGUGUUCAACUUAGUCUUUCCUUCUCAAUCUCUCUCGGUUCGUGAUAACCACUAACCAUUUGGAAUCCAACAGCAUUAGUGCUCCCCCUAGGCUGAGAACCAGGAGGACUCUGGCUGCAUGAGGUGGUGAGACCUCUUUAUAAUUAAAAAGUAAAAAGAAACACCUCCACAAAACCAAGGGAUCUGAAGAGCACGAAGGUUCCUCUGAACUCGAUGAAUCUGGAGGAGGCAAGGCGGAGUCUUUGAUUUCUUCGGGACUGCCUACAGAUCAAUAUAAUCUCCACCAUCAUGGAAGUCUACAACCUCGGCGAAAUUGUUACUCCCUCAAUCUCAGCUCUGCUCCACUAUUGCCUCCAAGAUCUGCUAUAAUUCCCACUCUACUAAUCCUAAGGUGUUAGGAUAUUGCAUCAUGGUACCAGAAUGACUCUAUCCAACUAUUUGGCAACUAUCAAAUUUUUAUCCCUUGAUUAUGUCAGUUGUGGAGCUGCUGAUGCUGGUCUUGCUCGAUCAUUUUGCAAAACCUCAUUUGACCAGAAGCAAUGGUCUCCAUGCCUCUUCUUUAGUUGUGGCCAACCUUGCUUAGCAAACAAUUCCAAGAGGAUGGCAUGGUCUAUUAGAAGUAGCAUAGACGACAGCAGUUUCACUCCAUCGACUUCAAAUGCAAAUAAUGGAAGGACACGCCUAAUUAGAGUGAUUCAAGAUUUUUUAACCAAGUUAGGUACUAAAAUUCAGAUGGUACAGACUAAUCUUCCAAGGAAACUUCUUUUCUUCUUGAUUGGAUUUUAUUGUGCAACUGCUUUUGCCACUGUUAUUGGACAAACAGGUGACUGGGAUAUUCUGUCUGCUGCCUUGGCUGUGGUUGUUGUCGAAGGGAUUGGGGCUCUCAUGUAUAGGGCUUCUCUUCCUCUAGCUAGCAAGGGUCGGAGCCUAAUCUCUAUGUUUAAUUAUUGGAAGGCCGGCCUAACAUUGGGACUCUUCUUGGAUUCAUUUAAAUAUUGACAGUAAUGCUUUAUCUGCUUCAUCACUUAGAAAUGCCUCUGAAUCAUCACGGGUUCUGCAACCUCCAUGUAAAUUGGAUAUCCAUUAUCUUUGUGCUUUUCCUAUUUGUUUUUCAGAAGAUCGUUUAUAUUUUCAGAGAUUCAUAAAGAAUAUGCUGGUAUACGUUUGACAUACACUUCACAGAACAUAAAGGAAAAUGUGUAGUCCGUUUUCAAGCCAGUGCUCUUGAUUGAUUAUUUUUAUAUGCGAUCAACAUAGCGAUGGUUUUGGCUAGUGAAACCUGAAGGACACAUACAUUCAACAGUUACUUCAAUUGUUUGAGUUCAGUUGAUUUAUGGAAAAUACCUCCUUCAGUAGCAGAUCACUCCCUCAUCCCGUUACUGGCGUCAUUGGAUCACUAUAUUGCAGAUUCUGCCAGGCCAUUCUGACAAAUUGGAGUGUUGUGAGAACCCCUUAUAUGUGCCUGGUGUUGAUUUGUGAAAAUGGAUGAGGCCAUAUGUUGAUGUGUAAUGAUGAUUUCCAUUCUUUGAUAAAUGUUAUUGCUCUACAACUGGAAGGGUGUGAAUCUCUUAUUACCGCAACAAGGACACUAAUCGCAGCCAAGCUGGUUCAGUCAAUUGAUAUUGGCAAACAAUGAUGUGGUGACAAAAAGCAUUUUUCACUGCCUAUAAAAUAUUUUAUUUUGUAUGGAAUUAUUUAGGAGUGAGAAAUGUUGUUUCAGCUUCAAGGAUCAAAGUACAUCACAAUUAGUGUGUACUUUUCAAUAGGGUAUCGCUUGCGAUCUUUGAGCUUCGAGACCCCUUGAAUCUUGUCCUGUCUACCGGUUACUUGGGUUCACAGACAACUUUGGCAACCUCAGUCCUCCUUUGUUGCAUGUCAUGGAUUAUAAUGUGCUGUGUCUACUACUGUCGCCGAUUAUUUGACAUCAAUAAUUCCAGAUUCAUUCACGAAUUGCAACCAAUGCCAUUUAUUGGUCUCUGUUUCUCUAUUUUAGUCUUUCUAUUGAGUGAUUCUGGUGAGAAAUCAUCAUUUGUGUCUGUAAUAACGUAGAUGUGCAUCAAUGUGACUGAUGCUUGAAGACCAAGAUUUCCAGGCUGCUCUUUCAAGAAUGGCGGGCGGUGCCAUAUAUUGGAGCUGUUGUUUUUGACUCUCUCUUCUGCCGAAGGUUCUGCUCUGAAACUUUCCAUUAUGUACAUAGUAAUGUUGCAUGCUAUUCUAAAAAUGGAAAAGCAUUGAAAAGUAUUGCACUAGUUAUUUGUACAUAUUGCUGUGAAGUGUUGGUUGUAGCUUAAAGAUGUGCGGAAGCAUUAUGGGGUGUUACUGGUUAUUGUGAUGUGGCAAUAUGUUGGUUUUUGAUAAUUUCAUUCUGCAUAAUAAAUUCAUGUUUUUGGACUGGACC